GGUCCUGAAAUACAACGAAAACGGAUGUCUGCGGACUACGAUUAAAAACGAUUUUUCAAAAAAAAAAAGUGUUUUUUGGAAUAAAAUUUAAUUAAUAAUACAUAUAAACCUAUAAAAAGUUUAAAAAUAAUUUUGUAAUUAAAAACAAGUGAAAAAUUAAAAAAACUCUUAGCCUACAUUAAUACACAUAAAUAAAGAAAAACGGAUAUUGGUGGUUUAAUAACCAAAAGAUAAAUUUAAAUUUUUUUCACUCUAUUCUGCAUCAAGUGUGCUAAUAACUUGUUUAACUUAAAAUUAAAACUGAAAAUAUUUAAAUAUUUUGUCAUAAUAUUACAUAAUUUGUGUUUGUUGAUGUUGUUGUUGGUGCUUCUAACAAACCCCAACCAAAAUAAACAGCAACUUUAUAAGUUUAUUUAGUUUGUUGGUGUUUUUUUUUUUAUACAAAAAAUAUCUUAAAUUCCAAACCAAACUACCAACAACCACUACCAUUUGUGACAACAUACAGAGGCCAUAACUUAACAACAAAAUAAAAAAUAUAACAACAACAACAAUUACUUAAAAAAACCACAACUACGUCUAUGAAUUGAUAAAUAUAUGUUAAACCUCUCUUAACUUGUUAACUGCAUGUUAAUUUAGCCAAAAAAUAAAAAACAAAUAAUUUUUCAACUAAAGCAAAAGUUCUUUAAAAUCUAUAUUACUUAACUAAAAUUUAUAAUUAAAAACAAAUACAAAUAUAAAAACAAAUACAAAAACAAAUUGUGAUUACAACAUGCCUGCCAAAAAUCAAAAACUCACCAAUUACAGCAGCACAUUUGUGUUGUUUAUUGUGUGUCUCAGCUGUUUCUAUCAAAAUGCCGAAGCUCAAGCGAAAAACGAAACACAAGUUUAUGUCACCGACUCCUGUUUGGAGAAACCAUUUCGAUGUCCCCAUCCUAAAAUACAAUUUUUCCUAUACACACGACGUACUCAGGAUAAUCCCGAAUUUAUAGAUGUUCUUAAUGAUAAUGCCCUGUACUAUACGCAUUUUAAUCCUCGACAUCCUACCAAAAUUAUAAUACAUGGUUUUGGAGGUGGUCGUAAUUUGAGUCCAAGUCCGGAUAUACGGCAAGCUUACUUUAGUAUAGGGGAAUAUAAUAUUAUUAUAGUGGAUUAUGGUUCGGCGGUAAAAGAACCCUGUCUCAGUCAAAUGGAUUGGGCACCACGUUUUGGUGGUCUUUGUAUAUCACAGCUGGUGAAAUAUUUAGCCAGACAUCCGAGAGGGGUACAACCGGAUGAUUUACAUUUUAUUGGUUAUAGUGUGGGUGCACAUAUAGCGGGUCUGGUGGCUAACUAUCUGAAACCAGGAGAGGGUAAAAUGGGUAGAAUUACCGCUCUAGAUCCUACAAUAUUCUUUUAUGCGGGCGCCAAUAACUCAAGGGACUUGGACUCAUCAGAUGCUCAUUUUGUGGAUGUAUUACAUACCGGUGCCGGUAUUUUGGGUCAAUGGCAUUCUAGUGGUCAUGCAGAUUUCUAUGUUAAUGGUGGUACCCGCCAACCCGCCUGUGUUGGUUCAGCUACUCUAUUUCAAACUUUGGCCUGUGAUCAUACGAAAGUUACACCCUACUUUAUUGAAUCGAUUACAACGAAAAAAGGUUUUUAUGCUGGUCCUUGUCCAAACCUAUUUACCUAUCUGAUAGGUUGGUGUGAACCCAAGGACUCGGAAUAUGUGUUAAUGGGUGAACAUGUAUCGCAUAAAGCUCGUGGCACUUAUUACGUCACCACCAAUGCCAAACCACCAUUUGCUCGCGGUUUCCCCGGCAAAGGAAGAUCAGCUACCACAGGAGAAUAUCAGGGUGUACGAAGAAGACGUCAUCUGCCGGCAUUUUAGGGAAAAUGAUGAAAAGUUUUUGUUAAAUUUCUAAAAUUUAAUUAAUUUUAGUUGUUCUAAUGUGAUUUAUUAUUUAGUUGAUUUAUUUUAGUAGGUGUGUACCUUUUAUUUGCAUUAAGCCAAUUUUGCAUAUUUAUUGUUACAAAAAAAUAUAUAUAUACUUUUAAACAAAGAAAAAAAUGGAACAUAAAAAUGUUUUAUUUUAUUAAUAAUUAGCUUUUUAUAUAAGUAUUUGGUCAAAGUUUUUUUUAAGACAAGAUAGUGAUGAUAAUAGAGGGAAAUGUAUUAAAAUUAUCUGUUAUACCUUGUUUCUUUAAAUCAUAAACUUUACAAACUUUUUUCUUUUGGUUUAAUUGUUUUCAUAUAUUUCUAAAUUCUAAUAUUUAUUAUUUUAUUUAUAUAAUUAUCAUCAUUAUCAUUUAAGAAAAACUAGGUAACAGUUAACGGUUACGGUAAUGUUUAUUAAGCAGCCCUCUAGCCAUUAAAGUUCUUUGCAUUAAUUAAAAAAAAAAUGAAAUAAAACUUUAUCUAAUCAUUAGUUAAUAUAGUUAUUAAAUAAUUAUAUAAUUUAGCUUUAAAAAUUAAAUAAAAAUUUAAUUGUUAACUGUAUAAAAAACU
Messenger RNA from Lucilia cuprina (Australian sheep blowfly), 2485 nucleotides. RefSeq names its product phospholipase A1 member A. The coding region runs from base 770 to 1867 and encodes 365 amino acids. Lineage: Eukaryota; Metazoa; Arthropoda; Insecta; Diptera; Calliphoridae. The record is from RefSeq and is a predicted model, not a curated record. The transcript is spliced from 4 exons. Gene Ontology annotation, molecular function: lipase activity. Gene Ontology annotation, biological process: lipid metabolic process.